AUGUCAAUAACGCUGGACGUCAAUGCAUUUCUAAAUAAAGAUGUUUGUUCACAAUCUGCAUGUAAUGGUGACAGAGCAGAGAAUGGAGCUGGAAAUCAUGAAAACGAGAUUCUAUCUAUGGAAAAGGAAAUGGAAACUACGAAUAUUUUUGAAGAAAUUGAACAUUUGCUGAAAUUUAAUAAGAAUUUAGAAUAUUCCAACGAAUCAAAUAAAGAAGACCAACAAAAGAAAAUUGAAACUAAAAAGGCAGACGAAACAAAACCCACAGAAUCUUUCAAUUUGGAUUUCUUUCCACAUAGUGAGGAUUUUCUAUUGGCCUCUGAAACACAAAGUCUUUUGGGCGAAGAUUCUUUACUAUUCUCUGUGGAACAUGAUCGACUACAGCCACUGAGUUCAAAGUUUAUGGUGCCGGGCAUAUAUAAACGUAUAGAGGGUGUUGAUGCUCAUGAACGCAAAAGAAGACAACAACAAAAAUUAAAUGUUUUCAUUACGACUUUGGAGAAAAGUGGAUGUAUUAUAAGAGAUAAAGAAUUUGAACGUUUAUAUGAUUUCGAUGAAAGUGGAUCACAUAAUCCAAUACGUAAGGUGACAGAAUCUGUAAACGAAAUUAAACAUGAAACUAAAGAGAAGAAGGAGAGGACAUUCACACCUGAAGAUAAUGUAAAUAAAUUAGAAGAUAGUGCUCCUAAAGAACUGGAUGAAUCAGUAGGCAGUGUGCCAAGGGAAGAAAAUGCAAACAAAUCAAAAGAAAAAGAUCCUAAAGAACUGGAUGAAUCAGUAGACAAUGUGCCAAAAGAAUUGGAUAAUCUGCAUCGUUUGGCAUGUGAUAUUUUAAAGCUGGCAAAACGUGAUCACAUUGUCAUUGAUCGUAAUAACAAUGAAAUUGUUAGGACACAUCAUCGAACAAAUCAAAAAACUAUUUAUAGAUUUUGUCAUCCAGAUAUGUUGGAUUUGAAAUCCUUGGGAAGUGAGUCAAAAAUUAGUACCAGAAAUGAGAGUGCAACCAAAGAUAAAAAGCCCGUCAAACUUGGUAGACCAAGAAAAAGGCUGAAAGAAGAUGAAGAUACUUCAAACAAUACUAAAACAUCUCCUAAAGACGAAACAGUAGUCCAACAAACUGAAAAUCCGCAAAAACCUGUAGAUAAACUUAUUCCACAUUCAAGAACUAGAUCGGGGCGUUUGGUUAGAAUACCAUCCACCAGAAUGGAAACUACUUUGGAAUCACAUUCUACUAAAAAUCCAACAGAAGAGUCUCUACCAACUUUGUUAAAUGAUUUAAGAGACACGUCAUAUCACAAUAGUAAAGUAGAUGCCAGCAUUCUCAAAUCUCCCAGCAAAACUCUUUCCACUGCCACUGAGUCUGACUCUGUUAUCGAUAAUGAUAAUCCCUCAGCAACACCAUCACCACCACCACCUAAACGAAAAGUUCCUUCUGAAGCAAUAUGUCCAACUUGCCAUAAAAUAUUUUUGGGUAAACGACUGCAAAGACAUUUUGCUCAACAUCCUGACCAUAUAAAAGUUCCAACCGUAGCAGACAACCACCAAACAUCUGAAAGUAAUCAAAUUACAGAUGCGGCCCAGUCAUCUAUGAAAUCUUCAGAUCCUGAAGAUAUAUCAUUAUUUCGUUUUCUCGUCAAUAAAUUGCAACGAUCUCAACAACUGAAUGAAGAUCAGAAGGCUGAUCUCUUCUUAGCCGAACUGAAUGAUUUAGUGGAACAAUUACAAUUAAGAAGCUCCCGAUUAAUACGCAACACAUCCGGUUUGCAUUUUGUAAAUCAAAAAUGUUCCAAACUAUUGGGUAUACCCGAAGGACAAUAUGCCCUAGAUAUGACUGCCAUAGAGUCCCAUCAUCCCAUUGAAUCGGAACUACUAGACAAUAAUAAUUCUCAUAACCAUCAGACGUCCACAUUAUCAUUACCAACAAAUUUAAAUACCCGCAGUUUAGAUUACACAAAUCUAUCGAUUACCCUCGACGACACCCUAACCGAUGAAGCUGCUCAGAAAUUAAAUUUAUCAGCUGGUGGUAAACUUUUGCCACCCUCCGAAGAAAGUCUAUUGAGAGCCGUUGAUGAUUUGGUACAAACGGAUAUUAGAAAAAUUCAAACUACUGCGGUGUGUGCUAGCGAUACCUCAAAUACCAAUACCACAACAGUGGUAGCCAAUCUUUUGCCGCCACAUAUUGAUCAUGUCAGUGAUAAUGCUGUCGAAGCGGUACAUAUGAAAGAGACAUUGCCAAAUGUGGUUGACAAUACUUCGGCGAAUCCUCUAUUGGAUUUACAAGUGGACUUUUUUCAAUUCAAUAAUUAA
Molecule: messenger RNA, 2307 nt
Organism: Musca vetustissima
Lineage: Eukaryota; Metazoa; Arthropoda; Insecta; Diptera; Muscidae
Exons: 2
Coding region: 1-2307 (768 amino acids)
Source: RefSeq, a predicted model, not a curated record